GAUCCAGAUACGACGUAUAUAGCCAUCGUCCGUAAUCCCCCAUAUAGAUUUCUCUCUGCUAAAUCGUUCAUGUCGAAUUAUCUUGACAUUAUUAAAAAUGAUUUCUCUCUAGUGUUAAUCAUGGAAUAUUUUGACGAAUCCUUGGUUUUGAUGCGACGAUUAUUCUGCUGGGAAUUAAAAGACAUAAUUUAUCUUAAAUUAAAUGUCAACAAACGAGGAACUGCACGGUUUAGAAUCGCAGUGAUGGGAGCAGCUGCGGUGGGUAAAAGUUGUAUCAUCUCACAAUUUCUUUACGAGAGAUUCGUCAGUGAAUAUAAAGAAACAGUUGAAGAACUACAUAGUGGAGAGUGCAAUGAGAACGGCAAGCAGCUUAUUUUAGACAUUUUAGAUACUGCCGGUGCUCAUUCGUUUCCUGCCAUGAGAAAGUUAGCCAUAGCCAAGAGCAAUGCCUUCAUACUGGUGUACUCGGUCAACGAUGCUUCCUCCUUUGAUGAAGUAAAAAUCAUGAGAGAACAGAUUAUUGCCGAGCGAGACGAUGAAAAUGUCCCAAUUGUGAUUGUGGCAAAUAAAACAGACGUAUUAGAAGACAAACGAAUAAUUAGUCGAGUAACGGCGGAACUGCUUGUGUCUGUGGAAUGGGGAAACGGAUAUAUCGAGGCCUCGGCCAAAGAUAAUAUCAACAUUGUUGGCAUUUUUAAGGAAAUUUUAAGACAAUCAAAGGUACAAUACUCUCUGAGUCCUGCUGUUAAGAGGAAGCGAAUUUCAAUACCAGCCAUUCUGUUUAGCAAAAAGAAUGCACCAACAUAA
Patella vulgata (common limpet) is the source of this 807-nucleotide messenger RNA. RefSeq names its product ras-related protein rapA-like. Gene Ontology annotation, biological process: methylation. Lineage: Eukaryota; Metazoa; Mollusca; Gastropoda; Patellidae. The record is from RefSeq and is a predicted model, not a curated record. The transcript has 3 exons. Gene Ontology annotation, molecular function: methyltransferase activity; GTPase activity; GTP binding. The annotation marks the transcript as partial.